GCGAGGAGGAGGCGGAGAAGGGGACGGCGGCGAGGAGGAGGCGGCACGGGGCCGGGAGGAAGGAAGGAAGGAAGCGCCGCCAUGAGCAGCGAGCGGGCUUCCCGGCCUGCAGGGCCGCCGCUGCCCCUUUCCCGGCGCCGCCCACCGCCAUUUUCUCCUCAGCGGCCCACAGAGGUGGCUCCGGUGACCUUCCGAUGUGGGGCUAGAUUAUGAGCGCCAACAAGAACGCUCGCUACAACCGGUUCCCCAGCACUGCGACCACUAGUCCUUCCUCGGAAAACAAUAACGGGACAAGAAUGGAGACCACCUUUGGCCCGACGUACGCCGCCGUGACCACCAUCACUAAAGCGGAUGGGACCAGUACCUUCCAAAAGCACCGCCGGACGCCUUCCUCUUCCAGCACUCUCACUUAUUCCCCGCGCGAUGAGGAUGACAGCAUGCCCCCCAUCAACACUCCACGUCUUUCCGACUCCGCCAUCUCCGUCCGCUCCUUGCACUCCGAGUCCAACAUGUCCCUGCGUUCCACUUUCUCUCUCCACGAAGAGGAGGAGGAGCCAGAACCAUUGGUGUUUGCGGAGCAGCCCUCGGUGAAGCUCUGCUGCCAGUUGUGUUGCAGUGUGUUCAAAGAUCCAGUGAUCACAACUUGCGGGCACACAUUUUGCAGGAGAUGUGCCUUAACUUCUGAGAAGUGUCCGGUAGACAAUGCCAAACUGACAGUGGUGGUCAACAACAUUGCUGUCGCGGAGCAGAUUGGGGAGCUCUUCAUCCACUGCAAGUACGGCUGCCGCCCCGUUGCCAGUGGCAAGCCUCCGGUCUUCGAGGUGGACCCCCACGGCUGCCCCUUCACCAUUAAGCUGAGUGUCAGGAAGGACCAUGAGGGCAGCUGCGACUACCGGCCCGUGCGCUGCCCCAACAACCCCAACUGCCCGCCGCUUCUCAAGAUGAACCUGGAGGCCCACCUGAAGGAGUGCGAACACAUCAAGUGCCCCCAUUCCAAAUACGGGUGCACCUUUAUCGGGAACCAGGACACCUACGAGACCCAUUUGGAGACGUGCAAAUUUGAGGGCCUGAAGGAGUUCUUGCAGCAGACGGACGACCGCUUCCAUGAGAUGCAGGUGGCCAUGGCCCAGAAGGACCAGGAGAUCGCCUUCCUGCGCUCCAUGCUGGGCAAGCUCUCCGAGAAGAUCGACCAGCUGGAGAAGAACCUGGAGCUGAAGUUUGACGUCCUGGAUGAGAACCAGAGUAAGCUGAGCGAAGACUUGAUGGAGUUCCGGAGAGACGCCUCCAUGCUCAACGACGAGUUGUCCCACAUCAACGCUCGGCUGAACAUGGGGAUCCUGGGCUCGUACGACCCCCAGCAGAUCUUCAAGUGUAAAGGCACCUUCGUGGGGCACCAGGGCCCCGUCUGGUGCUUGUGCGUCUAUUCCAUCGGGGACUUGCUCUUUAGUGGCUCUUCGGACAAAACUAUUAAGGUGUGGGACACCUGCACCACGUACAAGUGCCAAAAGACCCUGGAGGGACACGACGGGAUCGUGCUGGCACUCUGCAUCCAGGGGAACAAGUUGUACAGCGGCUCCGCUGACUGCACCAUCAUUGUCUGGGAUAUCCAAACCCUGCAGAAGGUCAACACCAUCCGGGCGCACGACAACCCCGUCUGCACACUGGUCUCCUCGCACAAUAUGCUGUUCAGUGGCUCCUUGAAAGCCAUUAAGGUCUGGGACAUUGUGGGCACUGAGUUGAAGCUGAAGAAGGAGCUGACCGGCCUGAACCAUUGGGUCCGGGCCCUGGUGGCCUCUCAGAACCACCUCUACAGCGGAUCCUACCAAACAAUCAAGAUCUGGGACAUCCGGAACUUGGAGUGCGUUCAUGUCCUGCAGACCUCGGGCGGAAGCGUUUACUCCAUCGCGGUCACCAACCACCACAUUGUGUGCGGCACCUAUGAGAACCUCAUUCACGUCUGGGACAUCGAGUCCAAGGAGCAGGUGCGGACGCUGACGGGGCACGUGGGCACUGUCUACGCCCUAGCCGUCAUCUCCACCCCCGACCAGACCAAAGUCUUCAGCGCUUCCUACGACCGGUCCUUGCGGGUCUGGAGCAUGGACAACAUGAUCUGCACCCAGACCCUCCUGCGGCACCAGGGCAGCGUCACAGCCCUCGCAGUCUCCAGGGGACGCCUCUUCUCCGGAGCCGUUGACAGCACCGUCAAGGUUUGGACCUGUUAAUGGGUGUCGCCUCACCGCCGCUUGCUCUUGGACCGCCAAACUACCCCAAACGCUACUCCAGCGCCACAGACACACGCCACACGCGUGAAGUCCCGCUUCCCUCCUCUCCGACCCGCCGGCUGCAGGAGAGCGAGCUUCACGGCCCACAGACAUACCUCAGCUCCGCCGGCCCAACACUCCCCCGAGGCAGGACACCCGGACCGGACACUCUGCGCCCUCUUUCCCGGAUCACUGUGCUGCGAGGGGAGCCCAGCCUGGAUGCCAUAAUGUAGGACAGCAGAGGCUUGUUUCUUUGUGUCACGUGACGGACCAAAGGUGAGUGUUGACUAAGACAGGGCCGGACUGAUCGGCAGAAACUCCUUGCGAACAAACAGCGAAGCCAGUGCCAAGCAGGACCCGGUAUUUAAUGUACCCGGCGCCAAGGAGAAAUACAACGGAAGAAUGGUUACGCUCCCAUGUCACCAGGUACGAUUUUUUGAUGUCACAAAACCACUCCGCUUUUCGCAUCAGGUACCAGAAGGCCAUCGAUAUCCUCCUCCUCCUUCCCCUCCGCAUCGCAUUACGGCAGCCGCCUCUGAGGGCCCACACACCCCGUUGUGUUUUUACUGGCAUUUUUCUACUGUUUUUAAGAUUGUGAUAAUCGAGAUUUGGAUUUAUUUCUUCCUUGAUGAAAUAAAUAAAUAAAUACGGACUGUCGUUUGA
This is a messenger RNA of Anolis carolinensis (green anole), 2924 nucleotides long. It is a transcript of the gene traf7, whose product is annotated as TNF receptor associated factor 7. Gene Ontology annotation, molecular function: zinc ion binding; protein binding. Bases 210 to 2222 code for a protein of 670 amino acids. The record is from RefSeq and is a predicted model, not a curated record. The transcript has 21 exons. Lineage: Eukaryota; Metazoa; Chordata; Lepidosauria; Squamata; Anolidae.